Molecule: messenger RNA, 2298 nt
Organism: Ziziphus jujuba (common jujube)
Lineage: Eukaryota; Viridiplantae; Streptophyta; Magnoliopsida; Rosales; Rhamnaceae
Product: protein IQ-DOMAIN 31
Exons: 7
Coding region: 560-2140 (526 amino acids)
Molecular function (GO): protein binding
Source: RefSeq, a predicted model, not a curated record
GGAAAUGUAUAGUUUCUUCCUGGUGCAAAAAUUUGUAUUCGUUUAGCAUUUUGUAGGUUUUACCAUACGUACAAAUAGUUGCUUGAUUCAGAGAGUCGAGGAUUCUUUGGUUACCUUUUCUUUUCUUUUCUCCUUUUUUUUUUUUUUUUUUUUUUGGGUUUUUCAAUUCUUGGUCGUUCUUUCCUACGUAAUCAUGUUAUUGGUAAUGCUGUGUCAUUUUCUCGGUGGUUUAUUCGAAUCUAUCCAAAGUGGGAUUUAUAGUGCACUGAGAAUUGAAGUAGAAACCGCUUUAGUGCCAUUUUUAUAUUGCGUUCUUGUAAUUUUCCUUCAAAUAUGUAAUUUACUGAAAUGCCUCUAGUCAAGUGGAACUUUUGAAGGGGUUUAUUGUCUGUUAGUGUUGGGAUCAGAAUCGGUGAACACUUAUUGCAGCCAGCUUGGAAUGUACUUUAAUUAUGCUUUGUUGGUAAAAAGCUCGUGAAUAAAAAAGCACCUCAUGUUGCAGCAACUUCUUUCUACUUGGCUAAAAGAAGGUUAGCUGGUUUGUUUAAGGCUUUUUGAAAUGGGAAAAUCUCCAGGAAAGUGGAUCAAAACUGUUCUCUUCGGGAAGAAGUCAUCGAAGUCUAGUUAUCAAAAGAAAUCUACUCCGCCCAUCUCAGAUAUAGUGCAUAGUACCUCUAAUCCAAUUGGAGAAAACUCACAUAGUAUCCAUUUACCACAUGAGGCACUGGAUUCUGCACCUUCCAAAAGAAGUACAGAUAUAGAAAAGCAGUCAGAUCCAACUAACAGUGCUGAGCUUACGAGGCAAGAGCAAGCUGCUAUAAAGGCACAGGCCAUUUGUAGAGGCUAUUUGGCUCGCCGUGCAUACCAUGCCCUUAAGGCGAUAAUAAAGCUGCAAGCACUUGUACGUGGGCACUUGGUUAGGAGACAGGCCAUUGCUACUUUACGCUGCAUGCAAGGGAUUGUCAGGUUACAGGCAUGUAUUCGAGGUCGAAGAGUCAGACAGUCAGAUGCUGUGUGUGAACUGCAGAAAAAAUGCAAUUUGCUGGUGCUAUCUGGAUUACAUGCUACCAGUAGACAAGAUAAGCUAUCUUCAAAUGCCUUUAUCUGCAAGCUUCUUGCUUCAUCAAAUCCUAUUAUACUGCACCUUCACUGUGAUCAAGCUGAACCGAAUUCUUCUUGGAGCUGGCUAGAACGAUGGUCAUUAUUUCAUUUUUGGGGACCACUACCACAGUUGAAUGAGGCUCUAGACUUGAAGUCUCAGACACAGAAGGGAAAUGUUAAGACCAGAGAUUUAAAACAAGUUGGGAGGAAGGUGAGGGUCCCAAUUGUAAAUGCUGGAAAAAGUUCAUCGCAUCCUGCAACUGCUUAUGACAAGCCUAUCCAAAUUCUAAGAAAGUCUUCUGGCCAUCAAGACGAAUCAGGGAAAGAACAUCGUCAGAGUGAACUCGAGAGAGUAAAGCAAAACUUGAGGAAAAUUUCUGCAAUCAGCACAGUGGCAGUUUCCAAAAGCUCAAAAAUUUCUGAUGUUCCAGAGAAGGGUGUUGACAAGUCCAUUGAGAAAACGAGUGAUCCAUCAGUGGCAGUUUCCAAAAGCUCCACGCCCACCAAGGCGGAAAUUACACCAAAACCAUUGGCAGUGGAGGAGAAAGUUGAAAUGCUGCACGAUGAGCAUGCCUUUAUUGAGCAACAUCCUAAGAGAAAUGUUGAAGUAGCUGAGAACAAAGUGACAGUGGAUGAAGAGCAAAAUUCUGUGGAGGAAGAGCAAAAUUCUAAGGAUGGAAAAACCACAAAGGACUACCAGCGAAGCCAGAGGAGAUCUUUGGCAGAAAAACAGGAAUACCCUGAGAAUGUUUCACAGCAUAACCCAACUUUGCCUAACUAUAUGCAAGCAACUAAAUCUGCCAAGGCUAAACUUAGAGGUCUUGGAUCACCUAGUUUUGAUCCAGAUGGGGUUGAAAAUGGUUUCGCUGUCAGGAGGCAUUCUGUGCCAUUAUAUGACAAUGGUAAAAUAAAUUCAAUAUCACCAAGAAUGCAGAGUGCGGUUCAAGCAAGUGGAAGAGGUGAAAGCAGAAGCAACAAACCUCCAUUUUCUUCUACAGAUUUUAAUGAUAAGGGAGCCAGGCCAGGAUGGAGGAGGUGAGUGAGGUGCAGCCUGUGAUGAGAUAUUAAAAGGAUAUGUACAAGAAAAGGUGUAUGCUAUUUAUCAUUAGCCUCUCCUUGUUGUCCUAUAUUUGUGUUUGAGGGUGUCUUGAUCAGUGAAUGUAUAGACUUUUCACCUUAACAGAAAUAUUUCCGAUC